This is a messenger RNA of Pygocentrus nattereri (red-bellied piranha), 1315 nucleotides long. It is a transcript of the gene mal2, whose product is annotated as mal, T cell differentiation protein 2. Bases 211 to 744 code for a protein of 177 amino acids. The transcript has 4 exons. The record is from RefSeq and is a predicted model, not a curated record. NCBI's taxonomy places the organism in Eukaryota, Metazoa, Chordata, Actinopteri, Characiformes, Serrasalmidae. Gene Ontology annotation, molecular function: structural constituent of myelin sheath. Gene Ontology annotation, cellular component: membrane. Gene Ontology annotation, biological process: myelination.
UUUUAGUGAGCAAAAACGUGAAAGUCUAUGAAAGAAAGCAACAAGGAUACACUGCAGAUCGCUGCUCUGAGAUGGCGGUUUGUCCUCUACAGUGUUCUGAAUGGGACUCUGAAUGGGAGUGGCUGCACACCUGUCAGACCGGUUCGCGACACAUGAAUCCCAGGGACUUCUACACUUUUGUUCUUUGUUAAGCAACUGAACCGCAAAGAGAUGGCAGAAGCAACAAAUCCAGACGCUACCUCUAUCCCAGCGCCGACAAUAUCCUUACCACUUGGGCCGGACAUUCUAAGAACAUACUCGGGUGUUCUGAUUUCCAUGGAAAUUGUUUUCGGGGGGUUAGUAUGGAUCUUAGUGGCGUCAUCUAACGUGCCCGUGCCACUGCUGCAGGGCUGGGUGAUGUUUGUGUCUGUAACCAUGUUUGUCUGCUCCUCCACAUACCUCGCCCUGUUUCUGCUGGGCUUUGCGGAUAAAAUCAACACUGACUGGAAUUUCAUGGAUAUGAUGUAUCAUUUCAUUGCAUUGCUCUUCUAUUUCGCUGCAUUUGUACUUGAGGCUGCCACUACAUCUGCAUAUGCAGGACAAGUGGGCAACACAACUUGCAUAUCCCAGCCAAGUACAAAUAUCAUUACGUUCCUGGAUUUUCGACAAUACAGUAUUAAUGUGGUAGCGACGAUAUUUACAUUUAUAGUAACUGUUUGUUACGGCUGCAGCAUGUUCAUGGGUUUCAAAAGGUGGAGGAAAUGAUGUAUAGAGACAGGAACACAGAAGCAGAGCAAUAACUUCCAUCAUCACUUCAAGCAUCAGAAGUACUGUCACAGGCAACACACAGGGUGUAGCUUGAUGACAUGUUUACAUCAUUUCCUAUCCUGUCAUUGUUUUUAUGAUCAGGACCCAAAACAGCCCUUAUUUUUUUUGUGUUAUUAGUAUUUGGUUAUAUGAUGUAGAGAUAAAGACAUGUCUGUAAAUCCUUAAAAAGAGUUUUAACUUACACAUACAGGCAAUCCUGUACUGCAUUUGACUUUAUAGAGUUAGCUGUUCAAUGUCUUUCCAUAGCAUCAUGUUUUUUUUUUUGUGUUAUUAUUUAAAUUGCAACUCAUCAGAUGGGCAUACUAGUAUUAAAUGUUAUUGUAUCUCUCUUGCACCAUAGAGAGAAUAUUUUGAGUAAAUAUUUUGGUCUGCCUAGUUUAGUACAUGUAUAUCCCCUCUUUAAAUCAUGUCACAACAUUUAAGUAUUUUUUCCACUUACAUGCUAUAAUCUGUCAUCGAAUGACUUAUUUUGUAUGACUUGAAUAAAUAAACAUUUUUCAUCAAAGCA